AUGCAAGGGAACAAGAUCUUAGUCGACAACAACGGUAAUGGCAUUAUAGCGGAAGGAGCGACCACAGGCGAGGCUGAGGCGCCUGUUGGGGAAGCCGCCAUGACAAUGCCCAAGCCAAGAGGUUAUCAGAAGGAAAUGUUGGCCGAGAGCUUGCGCCAGAACAUCAUUGUUGCGAUGGAUACUGGGAGCGGCAAGACACAAAUUGCCAUUAUGCGAAUUCAAGAGGAGCUGGGACGCUGUUCUCCAAACAAGGCAAGCCAUCUCGUUCUGCUUGUAUGGUUUAUUGCCCCCACAGUGGCUCUUGCUGAACAGCAACAUUCGGUCAUUUCUCAGCAGUUACCGGCUUUUCAAACUCGAAUUUUGUCGGGCAACGACAACGUCGACCAUUGGAGCUCGCAAAGUGUUUGGGAUGCGAUUCUCUUCAAUAUACGUAUCGUCGUCUCUACUCCUCAGGUGCUCUUGGAUGCGAUGUGGAGGGGUUUUGUCAAGUUGGACCGGAUAGCAUUGCUUGUUUUUGACGAAGGUGGUGUAAAAAAAAAGUUCCCAGUAGUUUACUUCUACCAUCCAGCUCGGAAAUCUGGGGAAACAACUGAACUCCCCGCGAUCCUUGGAUUGACCGCAAGCCCGGUCACAAAGGCGAAUAUUGCAGGCUUAAAAGAAAUUGAAGAAAUUGAAGAGAACUUGAAUGCAAUCUGUCGCACUCCAGUGAUACACCGCGAGGAGCUUUUGAAACAUACCCACCACCCUGAAGUAUCCACAGUGAUAUAUAAGGAGUACUUGGAGGAGCCCUCCGAGCUGUUAAAGACUCUCGAAAGGCUUCUUGAAUUGACGUUGGUAGAUAUAGAAAAUGACCCUUAUGUCAUAUCCCUCAAAGAGAAAAAGGAUGAGAAGAGCGAAGCAAAGCUACUGGAAGUUCUUUCUUCAGGGAAGACUCUCUGUCGGAAGGAGCUCAAGGGACUUCGAAAUCGUGCUCUUGUGAUCCACCGUGAACUCGGACCUUGGGCCGCAGACGUGUUUGUGACCACUUGUGCUGAGAGAUUCAUCGCCAACGUCUCUGCAGCAUCUGAAAACGACAUGUUUGCCGAAUGGGAAAUGGAAGAAAAGAUAUACAUGGUGAAACUAUUUUCUCAGCUACCACCCUCUCCGGUGAGCAGGCGUUGGGGAACUCAACCCGAUGUGUUGUCCCACAAAGCUGAACGGUUGGUUCAAGUAUUAUUAGAGUCAUAUAACCCAGGAUAUCGGGUUAUUGUCUUUGCCCAGCAACGCAGCACUGUAUUGAUGCUUGCGCAUCUUUUAUCCGUCCACCCAGGCAUGAAGGGAAUAGUGACGGGUCAUUUCCUUGGAUGUUCUAGCUUCGCUAGUCGCAAAUCGAAUAUUACUGAGCUAUCUGCUCCUCGAGAUCAAAAGGAUGCGAUCGACGAUCUACGGAUUGGAAAGAAAAACGUUCUUGUCGCAACCUCAGUUCUCGAAGAAGGUAUCGACGUAUCAGCAUGCAACGUCGUUAUUUGCUUUGAUCCACCGACGAAUUUGAGGUCCUUCAUUCAAAGAAGAGGCAGGGCCAGAGACAAGAAAUCAAAAUUUAUUAUAUUCCUUGAUGAGAAUGACAACAACAAGCAAGCAAAGUGGAAUGCAAUGGAGGAGGAAAUGAGAAAAGUAUACUCUGAUAAUAUGCGCCUGUUGAGGGAAAUCGAGGAGAAGGAAAAUAUUGAAGAAUACAGUCCGGAAUGCUUUCGUAUUCCGUCCACAGAGGCCAUUCUCAACUACCAGAAUGCACGCCAGUACUUGGCACAUUUCUGUUCUACUGUCUCCUGCCCCUAUACUGAGAAUCAACCGGACUUUGUUAUAUAUGAGGAUGACAAAGAUCUGGUCACGGCGAAGGUGAUUUUACCCAGCUUUCUGGACCCAUCUCUUCGGGAGGCAAAGGCAAAAUCCAGUUGGGUUACAGAAAAGAUGGCAAAAAGAGACGCUGCGUAUCAGGCGUAUUUAUCGCUUUACAAAGCAGGUCUGGUGAACGACAACCUGAUGCCCAUUCAUUGCGAGAAAUACAUGGACGACGCCGAGCCGACUGAGAAGCAAGUAAAGCUUGUCCAGAUAUCACCAUGCUUCGAUCCCUGGGUUGAAAUAGCCCACAUGCGCAGGUCGAAUCUACCUCUCUUCCAGACCAGGAUAGAGUUCUCAUCGGACGUUCUGGUAUUGCCUCAGAUGCUCAUACUGCUUCCGAAACCUUUGCCUUGUGAAUUGACAUUUGACCUGUUUUGGAAUGAGGAAACUACUAUCACCGUAUGCCUCCGGCCGGUGAAAGAUGGCUGUCUGGAUGUAGAAGCCCAUCACGCUGCGGAAUUUUCGUAUAUAUUGCUGUCUUCAGUUUUCCAGAGACGAAUGACUCCCGAUCGCAGCGAUCUUGUUACAUUGUUUUGGCCGAAACUGGAACCUUCACUCGCCAACGUUGAGACCUGGCUUUCGUCAAUAACAGGCACAUUCAUGGCUGAAGAGAUAAUGGACAUUCAUAAUUUGGAAAUGCUUCAACAAUUAGGGUUGGCUCGGAAUAUAGAGUAUGGCCGCCGUCCCUUUGCCAUUGAGAAGACUCUAUACAAGGUGACCGUGGAUGAUGAUUUCGUCAGCGGUGAUGGUACUGCUCAAUCACGAGAGGAAUUGCAUCUCCAAGGCACUAAAAUUCCGAAACGCACUGAUUUUCUACACCCGGUAGCUGGCGAUGCAAAGUCGCGGUUGCAUCAUACUGCUAAACAAUGCGUCGCUGCUCGUUCCUGUGCCAUCAAUCGGCUUCCGGCGACGUACUCGAGAUUUGCACUUUUCGUACCUUCAAUUACCCACAAGAUCGAAAUCUUAUUUGUGGCAGAGAAGUUAUCACAAACAAUCCUUGCUCCGGUGGGCUUUGAGAAUUUACAUCUUGUGGUUACCGCUAUAAGCGCUUCGUCAGCAAGAGAGGCAACAGAUUACCAGCGGUUCGAAUUUCUGGGCGACAGUCUCUUGAAAUUUCAUACUUCGGUCCAUCUGACCGCUAUGAAUCCUAUUUGGCACGAGGGACUCCUAUCAUGCGCGAAAGACAAGAUUGUCUCCAACACUCGACUGUCAAAGGCGGCCCUUGAUCUCGGUCUGGAUGCGUAUAUCUUGACCAAAGCAUUCACAGGAAUCAAAUGGCGACCAAGCUAUGUCUCAGACCUUUGCGAACCCCACUCAAGAAUGGGCAACAAGAGGGAGUUGUCAAGUAAAGUGCUUGCAGACGUGGUGGAAGCGAUAAUUGGCGCUGCAUACCUCGAUGGCGGUAUCGAAAAGUCGUCCAGAUGUCUUCCUAUCUUCCUGCAGGAAGUGGAAUGGAUCUCUAUGGAUGGUGCGAUUGAGAAACUCUACCAGAGAGUGCCAACACCAAAUGAUCUCGUUUGUCCCUCAGUGUUGCCUCAGAUAGAAGCACUCCUUGGAUACACGUUUUCCAAGAGGAUCCUCCUGGUUGAAGCUUUGACACAUCCCUGCAGCAAAGAUCACACUGUGUCUUACCAAAGACUGGAAUUCCUAGGAGAUUCGGUUCUUGACCACCUAGUCGUUCAAGAGUUGUUCAAAUCUCCAAGAGAAAAAUCCCAUCAAGACAUGCACCUUAUGCGAACGACACUCGUUAACGCGGACCUCCUGGCCUUCCUCUGUAUGAACCUCUACCUGGAGGAGGACCGCGAAGACCCUGUGGAGCAGGGCCAGGCUCAUCUCUCAACAAUUCGCACCACACGGAAGGUCUAUCUAUGGCAAUUCAUGAGACAUUCAGCAUCUUGGGAAAUCACGACUGCGCAACAACAGGCACUCAGAAGAUACGAGGAUCUUUGUGACGAGAUCCACGAGGCGCUGGCUCACUCUGCCAUGCACCCUUGGGCAUUGCUGUCGAGACUCGAGGCAGGGAAAUUCUUCUCUGACCUGAUCGAAAGCAUUUUGGGUGCCAUCUUCAUCGACUCACACGGCUCUUUAGACACAUGUCGACAGUUUCUGCACCGCAUUGGGUUCAUGUCAUACAUGCGACGUGUUGUCAACGAGGAGGUUGAACUGCUACAUCCGCGGAAUCGUCUACAGCAUGCUGCGGGAUCGGCGAAAGUAGAUUUCAAUACGAGGGCGGAAAGAGUACAGAAUGGGGCGGGAGAAUCCAAGCUCCAGUGGACUUGCAGUGUUCGAGUGGGUGACGAGGAUAUCAUCGAAGUUGGCGACGGGUUGAAUAGAGUCGAGAUCGAGACCAAGGCUGCCGCCGUCGCGGCAGCUAUCUUAGAGGCGAGGGCAGCAGUGGAGCCGGUUACGGGGUCGAGCGAGACGAGCCCUGAUCAGAUUCCAAACCACUCGUCUGGGAUGGAUCUGACCGCUGACUAG
Molecule: messenger RNA, 4359 nt
Organism: Rasamsonia emersonii CBS 393.64
Lineage: Eukaryota; Fungi; Ascomycota; Eurotiomycetes; Eurotiales; Trichocomaceae
Product: RNA helicase/RNAse III
Exons: 7
Coding region: 1-4359 (1452 amino acids)
Biological process (GO): siRNA processing
Cellular component (GO): RISC complex; nucleus; cytoplasm
Molecular function (GO): ribonuclease III activity; RNA binding; ATP binding
Source: RefSeq, a predicted model, not a curated record